AUGAAUCAAUUGAUCUUUGAUCGAUCAACGGGCAAUCUCGACCCAAAUGCCUUUGCGCGCAUCCAAACCACCCAGCUAAUCCAUGCGAUUUCACCGGCUCCAAAGCUACAAUUCAAUGGUGGUGAAACCCCUCCGACGAUAGCUGCAGAUGCGGAAGCUCGAGAUUAUGAACCGGCGAAGCUAUGGGCGCACCAGACUGGAGUGAAUGCACUUUCGAUAGAUAGAUUCGAAGGAAAAAUUCUUCUUUCUGGUGGUGCAGAUGCAUCCAUCAAAGUUUGGGAUCUUGAUCAAAUCCCCACCGGGGCAUCAAAAUAUACAUUCCGACCAACCGGAAUAGUCCCCAGAGACUCUCCAACCAUCUGCAGACUUCGACCUAAACUCCAUCGUCUAUUCCCAUGCCGUAUCUCCCAUUGCACAGCAUCUCCUGGUGGCUUGCGCGACCCAGCUGUCAGGCUCGUAGAUCUUCGGUCCGGCGCAAGUACACAUUCAUUAGCCGGACAUCAUGGGGCUUUGCUUUCAGUCGCUUGGCAUCCGAACGUUGAUCAUAUACUAGCGAGUGAGUGUGUCGAUGGUACCAUUCGUCUGUGGGAUAUUCGAAAGAGUUCUGGCGCAGUGGGUUCCCUAGAUUUGGAAGAUGCGAUAGGGAUUACGGUUACAAAUGGCUACGGGUGCAAAUACCCUUGCGAGCUUUGGGCCAACACUGAAGAAUGGGCAUCUCUCAAGUUUGCCUAUUGUAGUAUCACCCACAGCAUUGACGCCUCCCAUGAAAGAACUCUUACUUUUUCCCAACGAAACAGAAAUCCUAGUUUUCAACUCCACGAGGGUCGUCUUCUCAAGCGACUCAAGGUUCCUGGUCCCAAUGUAGCAGCAGUGCGAUCUCGAACCGGAGAACGAAAUAUUAAAAAUCGUAUUACAGCGUUGGCUUGGAGAGAGCCGGCCGAUGGCAUAUACUCUGCUCAUACGGAUGGGCAGAUUAGAGCAUGGCGACCCCGUACUGAAGAAGAUGCAGAAUUAGACCGUGAGGAAGAGAGGGAAAUAGCUGAUACUGAUGAUUCUGAGGGAGGAAAGAGGAAGAGGAAUGUCUUGGAUGAUGUAUUUAGAGAUUUGACAAGGCAGAAAAUUAGUUUUGGUUAG
Sclerotinia borealis F-4128 is the source of this 1134-nucleotide messenger RNA. The record is from the annotation of a GenBank genome assembly. NCBI's taxonomy places the organism in Eukaryota, Fungi, Ascomycota, Leotiomycetes, Helotiales, Sclerotiniaceae.